Molecule: messenger RNA, 4876 nt
Organism: Pomacea canaliculata
Lineage: Eukaryota; Metazoa; Mollusca; Gastropoda; Architaenioglossa; Ampullariidae
Product: riboflavin kinase-like
Exons: 4
Coding region: 140-619 (159 amino acids)
Biological process (GO): riboflavin biosynthetic process; FMN biosynthetic process
Cellular component (GO): mitochondrion
Molecular function (GO): riboflavin kinase activity
Source: RefSeq, a predicted model, not a curated record
AUCGCGUUAAGAGUAAUGUCCCCUGUGCCCUCAACCCUUGUGGGCACCAAACGACCUAAGAUUGCGUGUGCUUUAACCUAUUACACAGCAGAGUAUAUUACCAACGCGUGUAUCUCCGAUCCACUUUCAGGAAAUAAUCAUGGAUAAAUUGGAAUGUCUUCCUUAUUUUGCCGAAGGAAUAGUCGUCAAAGGUUAUGGUCGAGGAAGCAAAGAACUCGGCAUCCCGACAGCAAAUUUUACGGAGGACGUUGUCAGACAUCUGCCUUGCAACUUGAUCUGUGGUGUCUAUUAUGGAUGGGCAUGUGUAGACAAUGGACCUGUAUUGCCGAUGGUAACAAGUAUAGGAUGGAACCCAUACUAUCACAAUACAGUGAAAACUAUGGAAACACAUAUUCUGCAUAGAUUCAAAGAAGACUUUUAUGGAUCACAUCUGAAAGUCAUUUUGCUGGGAUACAUUCGAGAUAUGGAAGACUACUCAUCACUAGAUGCACUUAUUGAAGCUAUCAAGAAUGACAUUUCCAUUGCAAGAGAAAGACUCCAGUCAGAAGAAAUGCUGGAAUUUAAAACUAAUAACUUUUUUUCUGAUCAGGCUGUUUUAAAUGGCAGUAGUAGAUUAUGAUAAACAUGUUAGCCAUUUCUUUUUGUAAUGAUUGUGCAACAAAUUAAAUGUCAAGGCUUUUCCCUCCCUGCUCUAGCAUUACAUGACCCUCCCUCCUCAUCCCCUCUCCCCCACCAAAGAAAAAAAAGAGUAAGAUGUGAACUUGUUAUGGCUAUUUCAGUAUGUUCAAAAAGGUUAUGAAAUACCUUACCCAGCUGUGAUUACAUGUCAGGAAAAAAUAUUUAAAGAAUUCCAUUUUGCUAAAUGGUGGAUUUGGUCAGAAUGAAUUUCUUCAUUUAGUGUGUACAUAUCAAAGUACACAAUAUAUAGACAUAUUUCUCUAAUAUUCGUGUGUUAUGAAGAUGAAUUUUAACUGCAUUUUACCUUGUUUCAAAGGUAAAUACUUGUAACUGUUGUAAAUUGUUUUUCUUUUUUGAUGAGUAACUUAUUUCAGCCAUUGCAGUAGAUGUCUGGCAAAACAUGUGUGUAGUUUUUCUAGUUUUUAUAACCUCAUGUCUUUCUCACCAUGUCUUUUUCCCCACUUUUAAAAAGGUGGAAAAUCAAACAGAAACAAUACACAUUUUCAUAUAAUUUUUAUUGAUGUUAACAGGGUUUUUUUUUUUCCUCACUAUUGUCUGCAGAAACUGGAUAGAUUAAAGAAAUUUUCCCAUUAUCAAUGAAUGAUUUAUUAAAUAAUUGCCUAUUUGCAUAAACAGAUGAUACAGUUUAUAGAUAUAGAUUUUCUUUAAAGCAUUUACAUGACUUAACAUUUAUUGUUUCCAUUGAAACACCAGAACCAGAACCAAGGUAAUUGAAAAUAACUUUAUAUAGCAUGUUCAUCAAGGUUUUACAAUAAAGACACAAAGAAUUUUAUGGUCCUCUUGAAAGGGUUGCAUGAACAUCUUAUUUAACAUGUAACAGAAAAUUGUAGUGGUUGAUAAAAGAUAAUUGUUUUAGACAUUCUUGAGCAACAUUAUAAAAAUGCUGCUCACUUUGGCUUAUUUUUAAUUUCAGUGAAUUAUAAUGUUCUUUGCUUUCAGAAAGUAAAUUGGUUCCACAAGUGAGAUUUCUAAGCAUUCUAUGCUUAUAGUCAUGAAAACCUGCAGUGUUUAAACUGAAAGGAUCCAUAAUAAGCUCUUUAAUAAGCACACGUCCAAGCAACAUUUAUUUUCAAGUUCCAAAUGAUAAAAGGAACGUGAGAAAAGGCAGUAAAGCACAACAUUCAGCAUAUCAGUGUUAACUAUAAGAUAGAAAUAUCUUUUAGUAACAUUAUAAAGCUCCUAAGCACUUCAUGAAAAGUUGCCAAGGGCAUCAAGUUCAGAUUCUCAUUUGUCUCAUUUUAUAAUUAAACAGCCAUGAUAUUUAAGCAGUACUUGGCAUGUGCAUACAUUUAUAUCCACAGAAACAGGACAUUCGAGAUAAAGAUUGCAAUAAUAGCUACCUGCUUUUUAAUGCUACUGAACAUGUUGAUAAUAACCCCAAUGUUCCUGUCAGGUGGGGGAUAGGGUGUGCUGAAAACCCACUCCAGUUUUAACAAAAGGGCUGAAAAACCCAAACAAUUUUAACUGGAUGUUUAAAAAAAGAAGAAUUUUAUGGAGAGGAAACAAUACACAAUGCUCAAAAAUUGCCUGAUUUGUAUGCAGUCAUAGUUACUAGUCAUCACUCAUUCGCAGUGCCAAUUGUAUCAUUAUUAGUGUUUUGUCCUUUUUUUACCCCCACAGUAGUAAUCACUGCAUUAGAGGAAGGCUAGGAUAGAUCAAUACUUCAAGAUAAUUGUGUGUACUGAAAUCCAGUUUCCUGUAAACAAUUUGACAUUGAAUAGAUAUGCACAGACACAUAACAAGAAAUCUCAGUGUUAGAGUUUGACAGUCCUGUAGAGUUUCAUAAUACAAUUGUAAAUUACUUGGGUGGCAAAAGAACAUGCAUAUAGGCAUAUAUUUACACUUGCAGUUUAUGAUAAUAACUAUUGAUUAGUUUAACAAGUUUGAAAUUAAUAGUAUAUGUGCUAAAUGUUAUUGUUAAAUGCUAUGAACAGCUAUCAAUUCAUGCAGGAUAAUUAAGAUGCAAAUUAUUCAUGCAGUGGAGAAAUGUUGUCCUCGGUGUACUUUUAUCAUCAAAAUAGAUCUUAAUAUUUAUACCUAUACAUUCCAUGCCAGUUAAGAGACAGAGAACAUGUUUGUUGCUAGUUCAAUGCAAAAGUGUUAAAGUUUUGAUCUUCAGUGAGUCUUAAUUUAGUAGGGCAGCAUUGUUGCAAAUGUGUGUGCAUUCACUUCACCUUUUUUUCAUUUAUAAACCAAUGUGCUUUUUCUUUAAUGACACAUUCUGUUAAUUUGAGGACACUUUUGUGAACUCAGAAGAGCUACAGAUGAUGAAAUCUAAGAAGCACUCUGGAUUUGGCACUUUACAAUGUUUAUUUUUAGCAUGACGUUUUUGCAAGUAAUUUAGAAUUAAUGCUAGUAAACCCAUGAUUUUCAGAGCUUUAAUUCUUCCAUGAUUGUAUCCAGUCAUCUGUCACAUAGGUCUUGGAAUUAUCUCUUUUGUCUUAGAAGGGGGAAUGGUACAUGAAUCGCAUCAGUUUCUGAUAAGCUCGGUGAACAUUACUCGCAGAAGAAAUGUAGAGAUUAUGUUACUUUAGGUACCAUUGUUGAACCUAGGAAGUAGAGCAGUUUUUAGCACUAUUCUCCUUAUGCCUAUACUUCAUAAACAUCUUGAGACUUCAAAGAAUUUGUAAAAAUCUGAACGCUGUCUAAAAAGUUCUUUGCUAUUUGUUAAGAACUUGAAGUGAUAUACAGUGGAAAAUAAAUGAACCAUGUUCAGUUCUUUGUGUGUUGAGCAUGCUUGGUAAGAUUGUUUACAAUCAUGUUUGUUUUUUAUGUUGGUUGUACAUAGCCUUUAAAAAUUCAUAUAUUUGCCAUUUUAUUUUAUAUUGCAGAUUGUUGGUUUUGUUAUUGUCCUGAUUUUUGUAGUCGUUUUUAUUAUUAUAUUGGCUUUUUAUUAGAAAACUAGAAUAUAGUUGGAUGCUUAUGAGUAAUUAUAUAGAUUAACCUACUUUUAGUUGUACAAUCAUUGUCACAAUUUUAUGUCAUAUCUGGCUGGCAUUAUAUUGUGUUUAGUGUGCUCCAAGCUAAUCAUGUUUACUGUUGAUAUAAUAAUCUCGCCAUAUUUCAAGGUAGAACAUAUAUAAAAGUCAUAUGUGGCUGAUUGUAAUAUUUAGGUUUAUUUUUAUACCAGAUAUAAAGCUAUCUGGAACCAAUUUUUGCGCCUUAAUCACAUUUCAGCUGCAUUUAUAAUAUUUUCAAGAGAUUUCAUUUGGCAAGAAAUAUCAGUGUAAAGCAACAGUUAUACCUCGUGUGUCCUAGGGAUGGGGAAGGCAAAUGUUCCAGAAUAGUUUUGUGUCUUCCUGUGAAACUUAAAGGCUAAUCUGAAUGCAACAUUAUAUUUAGAUGAGUGGGUUUAAUCCAUUAUAGUAUAUUCAUUCCCAAAACAUGAGAGAAAAACUCUUUUAAUAAAAAUAAACCUUCAAUUUUAACCUAUCAAUUUUAACUCAUUUGCACAUCACUAAGGUAUAUCGCAAACUGGGCAGCACUUCAUUAGCAUAUGCUCAAAGCUCUUGCACUAACUGUAGCACAUAUCACUAAAGUCAAUAGUUACAAUUUAGGUGAGUAUUCAUGUCUACUUUUAGAAGGAGUUCAACAUUCACGACACAUUUUUGUAAAGUAACGACUAUGCUGUGUUGUGUCAACAGUUGAAGCUUCAUUUCAUUUGUGAUGCAGAUUGGUUUUUAAAUGUUUUGACAGAAAGUAUAUUCUGGAUGUUUGUAAAAAAAAUGUACAUAGAAAAAUGAAUAAAAUUUUGGUUGUUCAAAUGUGAAGAUUAAUUUUAUCCAAAGAUUUGACUAUAAAUCCUUUUGCCUAAAAUGUUAUACAUGUCUCAACAAGUUAUACAUGUCCUUUUGACUGAGGUGAACUGGGGACGAAUAUCAAAAGUUUUUCAUUUCUGCAGAGAAAGGUAUUAUUUUUAGUAUUUUAGCAUUAUAGCUAUGAUGGGUCAUUGCUGGUGUUUUCUUGAAACUACAUGCCUGUGCUGUGCACCAACUUGACUAAUCAUGGUGCUUUUGUAGAGGAUCUAUAUGUUUGGACAGUGUUGUGCAUUUCUGCCAAAACUUUGUUAAUCCAUAUUUGUAAAUAACAGUCAUGAACUAGAGUCUAUAUAUGCUUGUGAAUGCAAAGUUAAAGAAUUGGGAUUUUCUUGAUUUUCUAAACAGGUACCAGAAACAUG